AUGCAUGGUAGAGUGGUUGUUGGAGCCAGGAGCUUGUUCAACAACGAGGAGAUGUUGUCGGAAGCCAUUCCAGGUGCAGAAGUUCUGGCAUUCCUCAGCAUCAAGCCCGUUGUGUGCUCCAGCUUCUCAACAUCCGGCUGCCAGCUGCAAGAUUUGAAAAUGGUGGAAAUUCAAGGAGACGCGAUUGCGAUUGAGGAUUAUGCCUUCCAAGGCUGCAGCUCAUUGGCAAGAGUGACCAUUCCCAACUCCGUGACUAGGCUUGGAGAUUGUGCCUUUGAAGGUUGCAGCUCAUUGGCAAGCGUGACCAUUCCCAACUCCGUGACUGAGAUUGGAUUGUGUGCCUUCAGCAGCUGCAGCUCAUUGUCAAGCGUGGCCAUUCCCGACUCCGUGACUGGGCUUGGAGAUUGUGCCUUUGAAGGCUGCAGCUCAUUGGCAAGCGUUACCAUUCCCAACUCCUUGACUAAUAUGGGAGAUUGUGCCUUCAGAGGCUGCAGUUCAUUGGCAAGCGUGACCAUUCCCGACUCUGUGACUGAGCUUGGAGAUUAUGCAUUUGAAGGCUGCAGGUCAUUGGCAAGCGUGACCAUUCCCAACUCCGUGACUGGGAUUGGAGCUGCUGCCUUUUCAGGCUGCAGCUCAUUGGCAGGGGUGACCAUGCCCGACUCCGUGACUUAUAUUGGAGAACGAGUCUUUGAAGGCUGCAUAUUCCUCUUGGAGUCAGAAGGGACAUGA
Effrenium voratum is the source of this 729-nucleotide messenger RNA. The record is from the annotation of a GenBank genome assembly. Lineage: Eukaryota; Dinophyceae; Suessiales; Symbiodiniaceae.